AUGAAGAGCGAAGAUCACUCAGCCAUUAAUGUCCCGGAGUUGAGUACCGUUGAAAAAGGCAAAGCGCCUCUCAUUUCUACUGCCAGGGAGCAAAAGAGCGGAUACAAGAAAGGGUUGGGUAUUUCUGACUUCCUUCUAAUACUAGGAGCCAUUAUUGCAGCUUUAGCUACAGUUGCCACCAUGAGAACUAGUGAUGAAACGCUUACUUUCUUCACCCAAUUCUUACAGUUCGAAGCCAGUUAUGAUGAUCUUCCCACAUUCAUGUUUUGUGUGAUUACAAUAGCACUAGUUGGUGGAUAUCUCGUCCUUUCCCUACCUUUCUCCAUAGUCACUAUCGUUCGCCCUCAUGCGGUUGCGCCUAGACUCCUUAUCUUUAUUUUGGACACUACAUUAGAAGCUGCAAAGAACCCUGAACGCAUGCAUGAAUUGAUGAGUGAAAGAAGGAAGGAAAUAAGAAAACUAUGA
This is a messenger RNA of Hibiscus syriacus, 465 nucleotides long. RefSeq names its product casparian strip membrane protein 1-like. The record is from RefSeq and is a predicted model, not a curated record. The coding region runs from base 1 to 465 and encodes 154 amino acids. The transcript has a single exon. NCBI's taxonomy places the organism in Eukaryota, Viridiplantae, Streptophyta, Magnoliopsida, Malvales, Malvaceae.